Puccinia triticina is the source of this 1380-nucleotide messenger RNA. RefSeq lists its product as uncharacterized. The coding region runs from base 1 to 1380 and encodes 459 amino acids. The record is from RefSeq and is a predicted model, not a curated record. Lineage: Eukaryota; Fungi; Basidiomycota; Pucciniomycetes; Pucciniales; Pucciniaceae. The transcript is spliced from 4 exons.
AUGAACAAAAAUAAACGUACCUCUUGCGCCAAAUCAGCUCCUGCACAACCUGCUUCAACUUCAACCCCCACUCCCAAGCAAAAUCCUAGCCAGAUGCAAAGCACAGAUUACCCAAAGACCUUUGCCACUGUCAAAGCUGCCCUCUACGUCCAUAUCAAAAUCCUUUGGGGCCUGCUUGAGCAAGAUUCCGUGCCCAAAGGGCCUUCUUCCGAACUUCUCACCGAAUUCUACUCUGCCUUCAGCACGGUUGAAGAAAUUGAAACGGUGGCACAAGCCAGCUCACCUCCUGAUCUAAUUCCUCGCCGCGACAUCCAGUUUGGACGUGGCAUCCGCUUGGGUCAAAGCAAAGCGGCAAAAUCGGUCGGCCACUUGAGUGAUUCCUAUGUCUGCUAUAUCAAAAGUGCCUUGGUUCAUUUUGGCCUGCGAGUGUGGAGUCCAAAUCUUGAAGAAAAUUCCGAUUCCUUGUACAACUCAGCCUGCCGAAUCAGUGCCAUUGCUACUUUCCGCCAAAUUGCCGCUGCAGGAGCAUACAACUAUAUGAACAUCAACCUAGCCGAAAUCGACAAUGUCAGGUGCCUCAUCAAGGCAUUCGAUCAUUUUGUGUUUUUUCACUCUGCCAACCAAUACAAGAAGGAAAUUCAAUCUGCUGGAAAAAACAAGUUGGAUGCCUCGAUGAAAGUCAUCCAGCAAAAUCGAAGCCGUUUGUGCAAAGCGCGAUACGAAUUUGCAGUAGCCAACCAAUACCCUGAGCGCUACCAGAAAGUCCUGAAAGAGAUCAAAGCACAUAGCGAUGAUGAACGGCACAAGACAAAGAACAUAUUUGUCAUCAAGACUCUCCCCUACCGAUCUAAGAAUGCAGCAGAUUCAUCCGACGCUUGGAUCAAACUGCUCCCCAAAGAGCCCUGCCCUUCCCGCUAUUCUGCCCCGCCGAAAGGAUUUCCCAUCGACUUCUACUGCCCACAUUGGUUUGAAGAACUCACCCCAUCACAGCAACAACUAAUUCCAAAUCUUGAGAGUGUGGCCUUUCUACCUGAUGCCAGCCUAUCCCUCCUCCCGAAGAAAAGUCAGUUCCCUGAUGAGAAACUUACCGAUCGAUCUUUCACCCGCAAGUACCUUGAUGGUGUCCUUGCAUCCUAUGGUCUCAUGGACAACAACCUGGAAAAUGACAUGGUUGGAGGCGAUUCUGAGCUUUAUGGUGGCGAGGAAGAUGAUGAGGAGGGAAUCGAUCUUGCCGAUGCCAGCCCCGACAUAUCUGAGGAGGAAUUCUUGCUGGAGGGGGAAUCAGGCGACUUAUACGAUGAGACUUUCAUUGAUGAUGAUGAAUAUUCUAACCCUGAGGACGAUGAAGAGAUGGAUGCUGAUUUUGUAGAAGGAUUAUGA